Anastrepha ludens (Mexican fruit fly) is the source of this 2115-nucleotide messenger RNA. It is a transcript of the gene Ets96B, whose product is annotated as ETV5-related protein Ets96B. The record is from RefSeq and is a predicted model, not a curated record. Gene Ontology annotation, biological process: cell differentiation; regulation of transcription by RNA polymerase II. The coding region runs from base 1 to 2115 and encodes 704 amino acids. Gene Ontology annotation, molecular function: sequence-specific DNA binding; DNA-binding transcription factor activity, RNA polymerase II-specific. The transcript is spliced from 7 exons. NCBI's taxonomy places the organism in Eukaryota, Metazoa, Arthropoda, Insecta, Diptera, Tephritidae. Gene Ontology annotation, cellular component: nucleus.
AUGGCGCAAUAUCUCACGAAACAACGAGAACAAAUAUCCCCCAAGAUUUUACGAUUUGACACCACUGAGAAAGAUGCCCAGCUAUGGCGCUAUACGGAUUAUGCGCCGAAUGUUGGUAUCCUGGAGAAUUUGCAAUUAGAGGAUGUUGUCGAUGGUGAGACAUUUCCACGAACGAAUAAUGAAAUUAUGAGCAGUGCGGCUCCGUCUAUAGCUGAUGCGCCCCCGCUUACAACAACUAGUGUUCAGGCAAUGACAAAAACUACAUACAGCCACACCAACAAUAAUACCACAGAUAACGCGACAAGGGUAGAGCAAAAAGAGUGCAUCGACUCGCCACACUCACAUAUGGAAGCCGAGCAAAAUGCAGAGAUACCCAGCACCACGUACAAAUCACCCUGCUGCCUAACGUUUCCUUUGCCGCCUAUGCAAAUGCAAUCGUUCGCACCGACCCUAGCAAUCGCAACACCCCUUCCAGCAGCGGCGUCGUCGGCCACCAAUGAUUUGAGCAGAGCAGAGCACUGGUAUGCACACGCCCAUGUACACGCCCAUCCGCAUCCGCACCCGCAUUCGCACCACCAUCACCACCACCAUCAUCAUCAUCAGCAAUUGAGCGAAGAUUUGGUAGUGUAUACACCGCCAGUUAUCUCGGCCACCACAUCCGGUUCGGCGACGGCGUUAGCGUCGGCAAGUCCGACUCCAAUCGAGAAACUUGGAAUCGAUAGCUCCACCGAUGGAUACCUUAGUGCCCGCAUACAUGCAACCGCCAAAGGAGUGCGUCACGAAAGAACUUCCUCAACAGCUUUUUUCGACAUUCCCGCUGUGACACAUCCUUAUUGCUACAGAUUCCCAUCAACACCGCCCGCAGGGAUUCUUAAAAAGAACGACCAAGAAUCAGCUCUAGCGUUUUGCAGCAAUCCGACAUCAGCUGCGACAACAAAUAUGAUUCCAAUUGGUCACCACUACCACAGUACUAAAGUCGAGCAUCCCGAUUCGACUACGACACAUUUGAAUGGACAUUCUCAUCAGCCACUAACACAUCAUCCAACUCAUAUGCAUUUACAGUCACACACACAUACGCAUCCCACCACUCAACAGUCACUACCAACGCACACACAUGCUCAUACACCUAGCCACCCUCACAUGUUGCAUCAGCCGCAUCCCAGUAGUCACUUAUCCGCCCAUACAACAGCCUACAAGUUCGGUCAUGGAGCCAUUAUAACCACCGGCGCUACAAGCAUGUAUCAUCAGCACCCUUACUGUACAACAAAUAGCAACUCGUAUAGCCUGCGUACCAACGGUUCAUUAUCACCCACCGCAUCGUUAUCCCUGCCAUCGACAAGCUCAACAGAAGUUGAUCUCAAAUAUGACAGUCCCUACAACUCAACCAUAUCAUCAACUUACGCACUGCGGCCAGUCACUGUGGACUCGACUACUGUGUCAUCAACCGAUGGAGACAUCAAAUACGAUGGUCUUUACAACAAUGCGAUUUCGACAAGCCAAACAGUAACGCAGCGGCGUGGAUCGUUACAAUUGUGGCAGUUUCUUGUGGCUCUACUGGAUGAACCCACAACGAGCUCAAGUUGUAUUGCCUGGACGGGUCGCGGCAUGGAGUUUAAGCUCAUCGAGCCAGAGGAGGUAGCGCGUCGUUGGGGCUUGCAGAAGAAUCGACCAGCCAUGAAUUAUGAUAAAUUAUCGCGCAGUUUACGUUACUACUAUGAAAAGGGCAUCAUGCAGAAGGUCAAUGGAGAACGUUAUGUGUAUCGCUUUGUAUGCGAUCCAGAGGCGCUAUUUAAUAUGGCUUACGGGCAUCUGGCGAGUGCGACAAACGGCGCCUCGACUGCAACGAAAAAUGACCACCACACCCACAUCUUGUCCACAGCAGCAGCAGCGGCGGCGGCGGCUGCAGCCGUAACACUGUCGUCGUCAAAAAAUUUGUCUGAGUCGAACGGUAACGGUGACCUGUUGAGCAGGAGUGAGUUAGCCAUUAACGGGGAUCACACGAUGGACCACAGCGUUGGCGAAAGGGAAAGGAGCCUUGUGACACAGUUGAACGGUGCUAGCGCGAGAUCGAGUAGUGAUAGUCUUUUCUACAACAGUCCACUCCACAAAUAUUAA